Molecule: messenger RNA, 708 nt
Organism: Aspergillus oryzae RIB40
Lineage: Eukaryota; Fungi; Ascomycota; Eurotiomycetes; Eurotiales; Aspergillaceae
Product: glutathione S-transferase family protein
Exons: 2
Coding region: 1-708 (235 amino acids)
Cellular component (GO): cytoplasm
Source: RefSeq, a predicted model, not a curated record
AUGACCACUCCAAAGAUCACGCUGUAUACCAACCACCGGUGUCCCUGGGCCCACCGUGCUCAUAUUGCCCUCAAAGAAUUGGGACUGAACUACGAGGAAGUCAUCAUUGACCUGACCAAGCCACGAGAGCCAUGGUAUCUGGACAUUAACCCGCGCGGCCUUGUCCCCUCGAUCACCUACGGUGAGCACAUCAUCACGGAGUCUGCCGUUGUUGCCCAAUUCCUGGCCGACGCCCAUCCGUCGCACCUCCUUCCUCCGUCCAACAGCGAGAACGGUGCCCUUCAACGCGCUCGUAUCGCCUUCUUCGUCGACACCUUCUUCAGCAAGGUCCAACCCCACUUCCAGACAUCCUUGCGCGCCUCCACCACAGAGGAGCGGGACGCUGCCGCUGAGGCGCUCGUCGCUGCGAUCAAAUCGGAACUGGAGCCUCAGUUGCCGGAGGGUUCCGAUGGCAAAGGUCCAUUCUUUGGCGGUAGCGAGAAACUGACGUUGGCCGAGGUGCUGACCGGUUCAUUCCUGCUGCGCAUUCUCUCCUUCCACAGACAUGGUUUGCUGAGUGAGAAGCUUCCUAGCUUGCUGGAGGACACGCCGCGGUUCAAGCGGUGGGCGGAAGCAACGGUGCAGCAGGACAGUGUAAACUAUAUCUGGGACGAGAAGGUAUCGGCUGAUGCGAUCAAGGCCAAGCUGGCGGCGCUUGCCAAGAAGUGA